UAGAUAGAUAGAUAGAUAGAUAGAUACUUGUUUUCUAAAUAAAAAGCCCAAAAUGUACACACACAAAAAAAAUCACAUAAUGUAAAUAAGUGUCAAAAUGUAGGCUAUAAUAUGCAUAUCACUAAUUAAAGGGACAGGACACAGCAGCGGAGCAGAGAGUGUAUGAUGUCACUCGAUGUCACUUUCACUUUCUCAAUCUUAAAGUAACGUCAACAGAAGAAACAGAGGCAGUGUUUUUGAACACAACACAAUGAAGCGUCAAAUAGACGAUAUAAUGGGGCUCUGCUGUAAGAUAUCAGAGAGCAGGCAGAUUAAAGCAGCAAUACAACACUCAGCCCAAGGAGCUGCUGCCGCGGGCGGAGGGGCUUUUUUAGGGGGGCUACUCGGAGGUCCACCCGGUAUAUUUAUCGGUGGUGCUCUGGGAGGUGCUGUGGGAUGGUGGAUGACUAAUGACAAAUUCCAGCCUCUCCCUCAGAUCAUAAUGGAGAUGUCUCCUCAACAGAAGAAGAAACUGUACUCUGAGGUCAUGGCAGUACUGGGCAAUCUGGAUUGGGUUGACCUGGCUCAACUCAUUUUUCUAGUAAUGGGUAAUUCCUCCCUGCAGAUGCGAGUGCUUACUACUUUAAUCUCUUUUGCCACAAACGAGCUUGGAGCCAAAGUGCAGUAUGGACAAAAUUAGUGGGUUAAUGUUACCUGCUUAGUCUAAGCCAAGUUUGUCUACAGUACCUGGAGCUUUUUUAGUUUAGCCUAGCUGCUGUUUCUGAAAUCUGUGUUUUUACUUUUAUUUUUUCCUUAUUAUAAACAUGCUCGUAGGUGUUAUUGCAUUGUUCUGUUUUAAUAUUUUAAUCCAGUUUAGAGUUUUACUGUAAAUCUUAAAAUGUUUAAAAUACUCAAAUAAAUUGAGUAAAUUGCUUCUGAGUAAUUAAACGGUAAUCUUUUCCAACAUGUGAAAUCAAGGCCACCUGAUGAACUACUAUAGUACAGUUUAAAGAAUUUUGUUGCAAACCUGUAUGACUUCCUUCUGUGGAACAUGAAAGAAUAUAUUUUUGAACAAUGUUGGGAAGCAAACAGUUUUAUUUACCAUUGAUUUGCAUUGUAUGGACAGAAAACACUGAGCCAUUUCAUUAAAUAUAUAUUUUUUGUGUUCUGAAGAAGUAAGAAAGUCAUUUGGAAUGACAUGAGAGUAAGUAAAUGAUGAAAGUUUUUUUUUAUUUUAUUUUAUUUUUUAUUUUUUGGUGAACAAUCUUUUAGUAGAUUUACCUUUUAGAUCUGUUGUUUCGCUAAUCAUUUCAAAAUUAAUUUCCUAAAAACAUGGGGAAGUUAUGACUUGAAUCAGAGUCAGCAUUUUCGUUAUCAUUUAAAAUCUAUUUAUUUGCUAUGUAUUAGCAUUGGUAUAUAGAAUUCGGUUGAACCGAGCAGGGUCUACCUAAGAGAACAGUAAUCACUAUAACAGUGACUUAAAUGACUCUAGUCUUUAUUGAUUCAAUAACAGAUAUUUACACAACUAUGUUCACAAAAAUGGUGAAAUAGUUAAAUGUUAUUUUAAGGCUACACCCUGUGCAAUAUGUAACACUAAUUGUAACGUACUUAACACAGCGUUCUUUCAUAACUGUAGGAAUAACCCAUUUACACUACUCUUUUUAAGAACUUUAUUUUUCCAUUUGUUUUUACCUGGUACCUCAUAUACACUACCAGUCAAGUGUGUGUCUGGCAAGAUCAAUUUGUUUACUAUGUAUUAUAGAGAAUUUGGUUGAACCGAGCAGGGUCUAUGCUAGGAGAACACUAAUCACUAUAACAGCGACUUUUGUUUUUAGUUACAGUGACUUUGUGUUGUAUAAUGUUACGAAAAAAAAAAAUCUAUUUCAAAUAAAUGCUAUUCUUUUAGACUCUGAAUCCUGAAAAAAGUAUUAUGAUUUCACUAUAUUACUUUUUAAAAGUAUUUUUUUUUUUUUUUUUUUUUUUGUAACAUAAACCCCCAGUUUCACAAGGCUUAAGCUAGUCUCAGACUAAAAUGCAUGUUUGAGUUGUUUUAACUGAAAGCAACUUGUACUGACAUAUCUUAAAAUAUGUCACUGCCAUUGUUUUGUCUCAAGAUGCACACCUGUAAUGUUUUUUCCAAGUGUACGUUUAUAAAAGAUACUUAAAUAUCCUAAUUGAACUAAGGCCUAAUCCUGGCUUAGGCUAAGCCUUGUCUGUGAAACUGGGCCAAUAAAUGUCUUUACUGUCACUUUUGAUCAAUUUAAUGGAUCAUUGCUGAAUAAAAGUUUUUAUUAUUAUUUUUUAAUCGUA
Messenger RNA from Ctenopharyngodon idella (grass carp), 2289 nucleotides. Its product is annotated as protein C19orf12 homolog. The transcript has 3 exons. The record is from RefSeq and is a predicted model, not a curated record. NCBI's taxonomy places the organism in Eukaryota, Metazoa, Chordata, Actinopteri, Cypriniformes, Xenocyprididae. The coding region runs from base 251 to 679 and encodes 142 amino acids.